Sinocyclocheilus anshuiensis is the source of this 1315-nucleotide messenger RNA. RefSeq lists its product as uncharacterized. The record is from RefSeq and is a predicted model, not a curated record. Bases 500 to 1243 code for a protein of 247 amino acids. The transcript is spliced from 7 exons. Lineage: Eukaryota; Metazoa; Chordata; Actinopteri; Cypriniformes; Cyprinidae.
UUUAACUUUCUGUCAUAGCACUGAAUUGCAUCCAGUGGAACUGAAAAUAGAGGGUAGGCAUGAGGAUGCGUCACACGUGGUGUUGCCUGAUAUAUUGGUGCCGGUUUCCGCUGAAAUGGAAAACGGCGAUCAUAUUGCGAGUGCAAAGCAGUCUCCAAAUGGGUGAAGAGAGCCAGCAGAUUGUCUCUGCAGAAGCAGACCAGGAGAUGCAUUCGCAUGAGGGUGUUUCACACAUGCUGCUGACUGAUAUGUUGAUCCCCAUCUGUGAGAAAAUGGAAGAUGAUUUAAGCAAUGAAUGGACAAAAGCUGGAGAGAAAAGCCCUCAUGAGGAAGGAAGAUCUCAGGUUAGUUAGCUGAAUGGCAGAAUGAGUAAGGAGUGAGAGAGGAUCCAGAUACCGCAGACCUGUUCUGUCAAGUGUCACACCCAUCAAAUGUGGGACCAUCAGUAUCACCCAAGAGGGAAAGACCCACUCGGGGCAAAGGCAAGUUAUUGGUAAAGAUGACGUUUCCAAAAAGAAAGACUGGAGAUUCCCCUAAGAGUGGCGAGCAAUCACAAACCGUUCCUCUGUCAAUCUUAAUGUCGGAGUCAACACAAUGUAGUGCUGAGACAUGUGCUGACUUGCUGCCCACUGGCUCGGAGGACCAUGAGGAAGCAUCUGGGGGUGUUUCACACAUUGUGCUGUCUGAUAUUUUGGUGCCUGUAUUGGAUGAUACCGCUGAAUGCAGCCUUCACAAAGAGGCCUUAUCUGCUGGUCUUCAAGAAGAUGCAGUCAAAGUUGAGAAGUCAACAGAUAAUGAGAGACCAACAAAUACUGAAAUGGAAGAGAUGAGCUCAAGUCAGUCUGUGGCAGUGGAAUGGAAAACACCUUGCUGUAGGAGAGGCACACUGCAUCCAAUGCCUAAAUUGUCAAAAAGAAAAGCUGAUCCUUCAGAAAAUGACCUCUGCCCGCCCAGCUCUACACAGACCUCUUUAGCUACACCUCAGCAGUCCCUGGACCCUCAAGCUGCAGAAUGGUCUCUCAAAAGCAAUAUGCUGCCCAUGGACUCAGAUGAGAUGGAGAACUGGUGUGAAGGAGUUUCCCACAUGUUGCUGUCAGAUGCAUUUGUGCCCGUUUCUGAAGAGACUGGAGAGAACAGCACAGAGCUGAAAGUGUUUGUCUUAAGCAGUCCUCAUAAGCAUGAGCAAAUCAGCUUAGUCCAACAAAGAGUGAGGAGAUGCCCUCUGAAAUUUCAAGUGAUGUAAAUUUCAGAUGACACUAAGGUCACCUGAAAGACGCCUUAAAGAUCAACCUCAUAUGCUGAAGUCAACCCAAGC